Ceutorhynchus assimilis (cabbage seed weevil) is the source of this 1741-nucleotide messenger RNA. Lineage: Eukaryota; Metazoa; Arthropoda; Insecta; Coleoptera; Curculionidae. The record is from the annotation of a GenBank genome assembly.
UCGUUGGCCCGCAACGUUAAUUGAUCAAAAAUGGCUCCUAAAUUACACAGUAUCAUUGCCAGCCCACCAGUAAGAGCCGUUCUAAUGUGUGCCAAAGUUUUGGAUGUCGAACUAGAAUUGAUCCCUGUUGAUUUGUUGAGUAAGGAUCAUUUAAAAGAUGAAUAUUUAAAAAAAAAUCCUCAACACACUGUUCCUCUACUAGAAGAAGACGAUGGAUUUUUACUGGCCGAUAGUCACGCUAUUAUGGGCUAUUUGGUAAACCAAUACGGCAAAGACGAUUCUUUGUAUCCAAAAAACGACAGCAGACUUAGAGCUGUAAUUGAUCAUAUACUGCAUUUAGACUCUAGCGUGCUUUUUAUUAGAGGAUUGUUUAUAUCUAAGCCGCUUUUGUUCCAAAAAAUCCUGCCAACAGAAGAAAAAAUCAAGGACCUCAAAGAAGCCUUUAAAAUCCUGGACGCCGUUUUGGAAAAAAACCAAACCAAAUAUGUUGCCGGCAAUAGUUUAACUAUUGCCGAUUUCAGUGUGGUCACUACAAUUACAUGUUUUGAUAGUUUCACUCCUUACGCUGAAUUCCCGCAUUUAAAGGCUUACAUUGAAAGAAUGGAGCAGGAAUCUUGGUACGAGCUUAACAAAGAAGGCCUGGCUAUUAACAAGAAGAUGAUUGGUGAACUUAUGAAUGAGCUUAAAAACCAAUAAAUAUAGCAUUUAUAUUUUCUUUGUAUUUUGAAAUUUAAUUUUUCCUUUAUUCUUUCUGAGUUAUUCACAACUAAAUUAUUAUUCACGGGACGAAUUAAUUAUUGUUUCCUGACAAACAAUAAUAAUACAUGUAUCCUGCUUAUAUUUUAUUAUAAAUAUCUAUAAUUAGAAGACAUUUACUUUUUGUCAAGCAUUGCCGUAAUGAUAAUGAUAAUAUAUUCAUGGUUUAAAAAUAAACUGUAAAUAAAAAAAAACAUCAAUUACCUAUCUGGUUCCUGUCCCCAUUUAAGAUGACUUAAAAAUCAUGUAAUAGUCCAAAGUUUGUUUUGAUUGGCUUUUCGAAAUUCAAACUUGGUACCAACCUACGUACUGAUAAGUAGAUAUCUAGAAAGCACUUUAAGUAAUCAUAGAGUGACUUCAAACUUUCAGGAUUUAUUGAGUAGGGUCUUUUUAUCAAACAAGAAAAACUGCAAGUUGAUCUCAGGCUUGACAGGAAUUAUGAUUUUUCUCUCAUUUGAAUGCAAAAAAAUCUCUAUUAAAAUCACCUUUGAAAGCUUCUGAAAAAUACUUCAAGCAAUCAGAGGGACUUCAAAGUUUCAGGAUUCAUUGAGUAAGGUCUUUUUUUCAAAGUAAAGUGCAAGUGGAUCUUAAGCUCAGAAAUAGAAUUAUAAAUUGUUUCUCAUUUAAAUGCAAGAAAAUCUUGUAAAAUUCCUAUCUUUUGAAGCUUCUGAAAAAUACUUCAAGCAAUCAGAGGGACUUCAAACUUUAUAAUAAAAUAAACCUCUAUAUACUUAAAUACAGGUUUUCCCAGGGAAAACAGUCCACCCCAAUUUAUUGGAUUUGGGAUGAGAGAGAAUCUGGAAAAACGCUUGGACACGUCGAUGUUUGAUUUAAGGGGGAACUAUUUUUCAUCUCCGUAGCUUCAACCCCCUAGCUAGCGAGAGAAAAACCUCCCAAAUUUGAAUAGGGGAUACGGGUCGUGUCAUACUUCUUUUUAAAGGUAUCAUCGAGUUCUUUAUGGCCCUAGAAUUUCGUCUCAUAAUUU